AUGUCCGCGCGACGGAAGGUCUCGGCGAUUCUCGCCCUUCGUAGCGUUAUUAUCGUGCCCAUACUCACCAUAUCCGCAUCUCCCCGCCGCGAAAGGGGUGCGGAUACGGUGCGCCCUCAGGAGAGCGCGGCUGGCGGCCCCCCCACGCUCCUCGAGAGUGUGCCAAAAAACGGCGUGGGCGAGGACGAUCGAGGUGGGAAGCAGGCAAAGCGCUGGCAGCCGGGCACGCCCCCGUUGUUUACGGAAGACGGUAAGACAUUGUUAGCAGACAAUGUAGUUCUCCCACCAGGGUUUUAA
Messenger RNA from Postia placenta MAD-698-R-SB12, 297 nucleotides. RefSeq lists its product as hypothetical. The record is from RefSeq and is a predicted model, not a curated record. The transcript has 4 exons. NCBI's taxonomy places the organism in Eukaryota, Fungi, Basidiomycota, Agaricomycetes, Polyporales, Adustoporiaceae. Bases 1 to 297 code for a protein of 98 amino acids.